UUGUGAGGGAACAGGAAUCAACAAUACGAUCGGUGCGGUUGACUGAGUGAAAGACACACAUCACCGCAAACAUAUAUAUUCGCUAUUCGAUCAUAUCUGGAAUUAUACUAUUUAUUGGAUCAAAAUGGAGGAAUAAGAACGUUGUUAAUUUUAGAGAUUAAGAAGCACAACAUCAAGAAAGUGCGAUGCAGAGUCUGCGACCUAGAGAUAGAUUGGAAAAUGUUAGAAUUCAUUCUCCAGAAGUGAGGGAGAUAUUACUUGACGAUGCACGCGAAAAUGAUACCCAGAAAUUGUUCACUAAAAGACACACAUGGAGGAGGAAACUAGAAGAAUUACCAGAGCAAACCGAACCAUCCUGUUCAUCUCCUCAGCGUCCUUGGAGUACACCCAUAGCUAGCAGGACCAGUAUGAUGUCAGCAGGAAGCGCUGGAUCGGCUCUAGAUCAAACGGCUAAGAUACAGAACUGGUUAUGUCAGAAAGCUGUCAGACAUGUACAGGAGAAAGCAGAUCCAGAAUCAAAAGAAACCAAGAAGAUGUAUAUGGGAGUUUUGAAUACAGAGAAAACAUUUGUCAAAGAUGUAGACAACUACUUGAUGAACAAAGAUUUUCUUGAUCUGCGUAAGAAGGAGAUGCUUUACAAGAAAUGGAGUGAGAAGAUUUGGGAGCCAAUAGAUAGCAGUAUAUAUAAAGAGAUGAAGAACUACCCCAAGGUGGAUAAGAGGAAAAGAAGUAUAUAUAAGGAAUACCUCAGGCAUGGCAAUAAAAAGGGAUUUGUAUUUCUAGAUACCUAUGACACACAGGAGUAUAAUCCUAUGAAGCUUGUAGUUCCUAGACCAGCCCCUCUUAAGAUCCAUAGGAACACCCAAGAGGACCCGACAUUGCAACAGGAACGAGAGAGGAAUAAUGAAGACAGGACUACCCUAGCUUGCCAAACAGGUGAAGUUUUACCGGACAAAGCAGUAGAGCGCCACCGCUUGCCCCCGCUCCCGUUGGUACCGCUUGGUCGUCAUGGUACCGAGUGUGCUACAUGGUUGGCCAUGCCUCUACAUGAUAUAGAAAGCCCUGUCAGACUAGCUAGCAGACGAAGAAUGCAUGGUGUUUUCAAUGAUACCCAUUAUGAUUUCUCUCAGCCUUUUUAUGAUCCUGCGAACGUCAGACUACAUCAACAAUCUCUGCAAUCAUCGCCUCAAUCACAAGCAGCUGUUGCAUCUUAACGCUGGAUAAGAUGUAUUUUAUUUGUGUAUUUUAAAAAUGUUUUAUAGAUCUAUGGCUUGCUUUACUCCACAUCAUUUAUGCAAAGUUUGUGAAGCUGUGCUCUGCUUUUGUAUUUGCAGAUGUGAAAUCUGUGUCUAGUUUGUGUUUUGUGAAAAAAGAUUACAAGUGCUGUAUUUGUGCUUCGCAUUUGGUAUACUUUUGAUAAGUAUUUUGAAGAAUUAUUUAUGCAGUGUAAAGAAGUCAGCAUUUUAAGACAAAUUGACAUGCUCAUCAAAGUCUAGCAUAUGUUUUUAUUUUUCUAUGUGUAGAUUUCAUUAGAUUCAUUCACUUGAUACUAUCAAAUUUCACCGUCCAUGCAUCCACUAAGCUUCAGAAUAUUUUGAACAACAUGCUUUAUACAAAAUGCUGGUUGCAACUAUGCAAUUGAAACUAGUGUGCCAUUGUGCCCAAUGAAACUUAAAUCAUAGCAUGUCAUGAAUUUUGAUAUAUGACAGGUGUGUGGCCAGGCUGCAUUGAUUAAAUACUUCCUAUUUUUAAAUUGUGAUUAUACAUGUAAAUGUAAAAUUUGAAUCAAAAUUAUGCAUUUGGAGGGUGAUUAACCUUGCAGAAUGUCAGGUACUUUUUAAAGAAAAUUUAUUACCAACAUUGGAAACAUUUUUUUUUUAUUCCAGUACUUUAUUUGUAUUUUUAAUGCAGACCCUUUGAGUCAGACGAACAAAUUGUGAAGUGUCUUGAUUUGAGUGAAAUGCCUUGCACUUUGUAUUCAAAUAAUAAUGCACAAGUGACCUUUAUAUCAUGCAAUUUCAUCUGCCUUUAUGUUUGAAUUUUAAUUGUGCUAGAGGAAGUAAUAGACUAAUAUAUUUGUUGUAAAGUUCUGGAUU
Messenger RNA from Lytechinus variegatus (green sea urchin), 2096 nucleotides. RefSeq names its product protein FAM228B-like. Bases 186 to 1214 code for a protein of 342 amino acids. The record is from RefSeq and is a predicted model, not a curated record. The transcript is spliced from 7 exons. Lineage: Eukaryota; Metazoa; Echinodermata; Echinoidea; Temnopleuroida; Toxopneustidae.